Messenger RNA from Cyphellophora attinorum, 1632 nucleotides. RefSeq names its product putative transporter. Gene Ontology annotation, biological process: transmembrane transport. The coding region runs from base 1 to 1632 and encodes 543 amino acids. The record is from RefSeq and is a predicted model, not a curated record. Gene Ontology annotation, molecular function: transmembrane transporter activity. NCBI's taxonomy places the organism in Eukaryota, Fungi, Ascomycota, Eurotiomycetes, Chaetothyriales, Cyphellophoraceae. The transcript is spliced from 3 exons. Gene Ontology annotation, cellular component: membrane.
AUGUCACCUCACGAAAAGCCCGAAGCAAUAGGCGCCAAAGACCAGGCCACCUCCUCAACGAAGCUAGCCUCAGCAAUGGACGACAGCUCGGAGCUCAAGGCAACCAUUGAGACCAGCGCGGGCACCGUGACCGACCUCGAUGAAGCAGGCAUCUUUCUGCAGCAGCACAACUAUACGCAAGCCUACCUGGCCGAGCUCCUGCAGGAUGCCGACCUCAACAAGCGCCUAGUUCGCAAGGUCGACCGCACCCUUAUGCCACUGCUGUGCGGCACUUUCUUCCUGCAAUUCAUCGACAAGCAGGCGCUGAGCUACAGCGCCGUGUUUGAUCUCUUCCCCUCGACGGGUAUCACGCAGACGGAAUAUUCGUGGCUGGCGUCUAUAUUUUACAUGGCGUACCUCGUCGCUGAGUGGCCUUCCAGUUAUCUGGCGCAGCGAUUCAACACUUCGCGUGUGAUCGCCGGCUUCGUGACCAUCUGGGGCUGCAUCAUGCUCUUGACAGUGGCGUCGCACAACUUCACCGGCAUGGCCAUCUGUCGCUUCUUCCUCGGCUGCUUCGAGAGCGUCAUCACCCCUGCCUUCAUGAUGAUCGUCGGCAUGUGGUACGUAAAGGAGCAGCAGCCAGCGCGCGCGGGCAUAUUCUACUGCUUCAACGGCUUUGGUUCUGCAGUUGGUGGCCUCCUGUUCUACGGCACAGGCUACAGCACGACCCUGGCCGUCUGGCGGACCAUUUACAUCAUCUGCGGUGGGCUCACAGUUGUCUGGGGCAUCGUGCUUUUUGCGUUCUUGCCGGCGAACAUCAUGUCCGCGCGCCAGUUCACGACAGAGGAAAAAGCUCUCCUUAUCGCGCGCGUCCAAGCCAAUCGCACGGGCGUGUAUAAUCGCAAAAUCAAAGUCAGCCACAUCAUCGAGGCCCUGACAGAUCUGCAGGUCUGGCUGUUGUUUCUGUUUGUGUUUGCCAAUGAAGUCAUCAAUGGCGGCAUUAGCAACUUCGGGAAACUCAUCAUCAAGAACGUUGUAAAGGGCGAUUCUUUGCGGACUACGGCAUAUGGGAUCCCGCAGGGCGCAUUCCAGGUCGCUUGGGUGUUUUCGGGGCCGUACCUUGCAUCCAAAAUCAAGAACUCGCGUACGGUGAUUAUGUGUUUGUAUCUGGUUCCGACGAUUGUGGGGACAACUCUGCUGUACAAGUUGCCCAGGACCAACGUGCCAGGGUGUCUUGUGUCUUAUUACAUUAUCGGAUCGUUCGUCGCGUCCCUUGUGCUGGCGCUGCAGCUCCCGGCGAGCAACCUGGGCGGGUACACGAAGCGCGUCACUGGAACCGCGGUCGUGUUUCUUGCUUACUGUGCGGGAAACAUAGUCGGCCCACACGCCUUCCUCGCCUCCGAAGCCCCGAUCUAUGAGACCGGCGUGCGCACCGUCAUCGGGUGCAGCGUCGCGCAGUUUGUGCUCGCGGUAGCACUGAGAAUCCUGCUCGUGAGCCGGAACAAGCGGCGUGAUCGCGAAGCUGGAGAGAGACAAGCAGAAGGUGAUGAGGCCGGGAUGGGUCAGAAUCAGGGACAGGGAGGCGUGAGUGAGAGUGAAGUCUUGGAUGACUUGACAGAUUUCCAGAACCGGCGGUUUCGGUAUACUUAUUAG